Messenger RNA from Alternaria hordeiaustralica, 1662 nucleotides. RefSeq lists its product as uncharacterized. Gene Ontology annotation, molecular function: ATP transmembrane transporter activity; calcium ion binding. The transcript has 9 exons. Bases 1 to 1662 code for a protein of 553 amino acids. Gene Ontology annotation, biological process: transmembrane transport. The record is from RefSeq and is a predicted model, not a curated record. NCBI's taxonomy places the organism in Eukaryota, Fungi, Ascomycota, Dothideomycetes, Pleosporales, Pleosporaceae.
AUGGACACACAGAGCGCAAGCGUUGCCGACGGCAGGGUGGACGAACUAUGGGCAACUCUCGACACGCGCAAACAGGGCCAUCUUGACCUCGCAGGCCUCAAAAAGGGGCUGCGGAAGCUGGAUCAUCCCUUGAAAAAUGCGGACCAGCUCCUGGACGAGGUGAUGCAGGCUGUAGAUACCGAUGGGAAUGGAAGGAUCACAUACCAAGAAUUCCGCAAAUUCGUACACGAAACCGAAAAGGAGCUUCAGCACCUGUUCCAGACCAUCGACUACAACCACGACGGCAAGAUCUCCAAGGACGAGCUGCGCUCAGCUUUGCGAACGGCCGGCCUCACAGUGCCCAACAGUAAUCUCGACAAGUUCUUUUCCGAAGUGGACACCAACAAUGAUGGGCACAUCAGUUUUGAAGAAUGGCGGGACUUUCUUCUAUUCAUUCCGGUCAGCGCACCAUCCCUCGGCGCCGUAAUGUCGUACUUUUCCGCCACCAUGAAAGUAAACCAGGAAGGCGACGUUGCCAUUAGUGACGACACAAUCCAAGGCCUAGCGCACACACCGCCCUACAAUCCCCUUCCGCCAGAGCCCAGCGCGCCGCUCGACAUGGCUUCUUCUACUUCGACACUUGCCUACCAAGGUACCCUCCCGCCACGGUCUGCACACGAGACGAGCAGCGCUCCUCUCGAAGAGAUACGGGCAGGACUUAUAGAGAGCUUAGGAACCAUGCUGAUUGCUUGUGUUCCCAAUCCAGGCUAUUUCGUGGCGGGAGGCGUUGCAGGCAUUGUUUCUCGCACCUCCACUGCUCCGCUCGAUCGUUUGAAAGUCUACCUCAUCGCCCAGACCAAUGUUGCGGAAGAAGCUGUCGUCGCCGCUAAGCAUGGCAACAUUGUCAAAGCUGCCAUGAAUGCUUGGAGGCCACUUGCGACCGCCACCAAGGAGCUCUGGCAGGCUGGCGGUAUGCGCAGUUUGUACGCUGGAAACGGCUUGAACGUCGUCAAAGUGAUGCCGGAAUCGGCCAUCAAAUUCGGGUCUUACGAGGCAAGACACAACGACCCCGCCAUAAUACAUUCGUGGUCGAAGUUCGUCGCUGGUGGUCUAGCAGGCAUGGUCUCCCAAUUCGCCGUCUACCCCAUCGAUACCUUGAAGUUUCGCAUGCAAUGCGAGACCGUCUCUGGUGGCUUACACGGCAACCGACUGAUCUGGGCCACAGCAAAGAAAAUGUGGAAUGCCGGUGGCAUACCCGCAUACUACCGCGGUCUACCCAUGGGCAUCGUCGGCAUCUUCCCCUACGCAGCCCUCGAUCUAGGUACAUUCGAGUACCUCAAACGCUACGUCGCCCGCCGCAACGCGAAGCGACUCGGAUGCCACGAACAAGACGCCGAGCCAGGUGGCUUCAUGACAGCAGCUAUUGGUGGUUUCUCCGGCGCGUUCGGUGCGAGUGCUGUUUACCCGCUCAAUCUCCUGCGAACACGACUGCAGAGUCAAGGUACUGUUCUGCAUCCGCGGACGUACACGGGCAUUAUGGAUGUCACGAGACAGACCAUUGCGGGUGAGGGUGUAAGAGGGUUGUUCAAGGGUCUCACGCCGAACCUGCUCAAGGUCGUUCCUGCCGUCUCAAUCACAUACGUCGUUUACGACAAGUCGAAAAAAGCAAUCGGCCUGCCGUGA